AUGAACAAAUCAAAAUUAAACAAAGCUUGCAAAGAGCUCAAAACCUGUCUUCGAGAACACAACAAUAAGAUCUUUGAAACCAAACUGAAAAAUCUAUCAGCUACUUCAGACACAAACUACUCACUCUGGAAAGUCACCAAAAAUUUUAAACAACCAAUUAUUCCUGUUCCAGCUAUUAAAGAAGGAAAUAAUACAUGGGUCAAAAAUGAACAGGAUAAAGGCAACUCGUUUGCCAACUUUUUCGAACAAAUUUUUCACCCUCUGCCACAGCAAUGCAGUACCCAAGAAAAAGAGUUUAUUCACAAUAACAUAAAAGAUUCUUUAACAUACGGCGACCAUUCAGACACUCGUUUUUCUCUAUCUGAAGUAGCACUUGAAAUAACGAAGUCAAAAUCAGGCAAAGCCCCUGGGCAUGAUCAAAUCACGAUACAUAUGCUGAAGCAACUCCCACAAAAAGCCUUGAGAUUUCUAACCAUUCUGUUCAACUCCAUUAUCGGACUAAAAGUAUUUCCGUGUUCCUGGAAAAUUGCAAAAAUAAUUUUAAUACCAAAACCUGGCAAAGAUCCCACUCUGAUGGAAUCCUACAGGCCAAUUAGCUUACUACCCAUCUUGUCUAAAAUUUUUGAAAAAUUACUGCUUAAGAAGAUCCAUGCAAUUUUGAGUGACAAGAACACAAUUCCGCAAUAUCAAUUCGGCUUUAGGAAACUCCACUCAACAAUCGAACAAACUCACAGAGUUGUCCAGGAAAUCAACUCAUCUUUACAAGAAAAAAAAUAUUGCUCAGCCGCAUUUCUAGAUGUCUCACAGGCUUUUGAUAAGGUGUGGCACACCGGUCUCCUCUACAAGAUAAAAACAAACCUUCCAGCUAAUUUAUACCGACUACUUCAAUCAUACCUGGCAAACCGACAGUUUUUUAUUAAUAUAUCACAUUGCAACUCUCCUCUGAAGCAAAUAAACUCAGGCGUACCACAGGGAAGCGUUUUGGGCUCCACAUUAUUUUUAUUAUUUACCUCAGACAUGCCUACCACAGCUGACACCAACAUCGCCACUUUUGCAGAUGAUAUCUGCAUUCUAUCGAAACACGAAUGCCCUACAGCUGCGUCUAACGCCCUGCAACAGCAUUUAAAUUUAGUAGAAAUGUGGCACAAAUUUUGGCGACUUGAAAUUAACAAUCGAAAAUCAUCACACAUCACCUUCGCGUUAAGAAUGGAAACAUGUCCGCCCGUCUCUAUCAAUGGGGUUCAACUACCUCAGGUUGAACAUAUGGCAACUUUGAGCGUGCCAGCGCUUCACCCGCGCCACUUCUAUUCCUUGAGAACGGAUGUCAUCAACAACGCGCACUAUGCUCUCGCGCAGGAUGUUUUUUAUCCAGCGGGUAGCGCCAUCGUGAUCCAUGACCAUUUGCAGCAGAGGCAGAGAUACAUCCGAUUAAACGAUAAGAAUAUACUGACUAUGAUAAUAAUGAGUCCCAACAGGCGAUUAAUAGCUAUUUCUGAAAAAGGAGAUCGUCCAGGUAUAACGAUAUUUGACACAGUAACACUGAAGAAAAAACGAAGUCUAGUGUUACCGCCAGAAGCUCCCAAUAAGGACAUCGUCAACAUGGUAUUCUCUUUCGAUUCCAAGUACUUGACUGUGCUUUGCGAUGAACCAGAUUUCAUGAUAUAUACGUUCACCCUGGACAAAGGAAAGGCUGAGAGCUCUUAUCGCUGUGGCAACUCCACAGGAGCUGGAGGAUAUACACAGGUGACGGCGAGCACAAACGACGUGUGUGUUCUGGCAGUUGCCGGUCCCAAUUCGUUCCGUUUGCUCAGUUAUGCGGAAGGAGCUUGGCGUCAGUGGGGAUGGGCGAAGGCGGAACCGUUCGUGGUCACUGUGUGCCAAUGGGUAACCCCUGAUCUCGUAAUGUUCGGCACGGAAACAGGAGGACUGUUCUUUGUUGAGAACGGCGAAUUAAAACAAGUGUGGAAAUACGAAGAAUUGCUGAUUCUAGAUCUUAAAUCAAAGUCAGAGUGAUCCAAUAACAAAGAUUCUAAUUCCGUCCAAAUUUAUAAUGAAUGGAAAUUUAUGAGCAAACGACUUAUUAAAACUAUUGGACAUCACAUGGAACCCAUUUCAUAUCUUCAAGGCUCGGCCGAUGAUGUUCCUGAUCGCGCAAAUAUGAUGAUUCGGACACUGAUUACGUUUCCGCGUGGAUUCGCUUUUUCAGUUGAAAACGUCGCUCAUGUUUUUGAAAAAGACACGAAUUAUAAAUUUCGGAAGAAAAACGUCAUCACUGUAGAAGAUGAAGAUGCAAUAGCCAGUCGCAUAAAAACAAUGACCGUAAAUUACACCCAGGACGCAUUGCUAGUGACCACGUCUCGAACGCAACUGUAUUCAUCAAAAAUCUGGGGCCCCGAUGUUCCUCAAGUCCACGAAAACGUGUUUUCAAUUCUGGGACAACCUAUACAUCAAGGAGCCAUUAUAUCGCUCGCAGUAUGUGCUUGGAAACCGAUAUUUUUGACCUCAGGAGAAGAUAAGACCAUUCGUGUCUGGAACUACGACACGGGAGAAGUCGAAAUGAUAAAACGAUACGCGGUUGACGUGUACGGCGUCGCCCUGCAUCCGACCAGUUUGUUUGCCCUGAUCGGAUGUUCGGACAAACUGCGCUACUGUUCGGUUCUCAUUGAUGACAUGCGAGUCUUACGAGAAUUUUCGGUUCGGAAUUGCAGAGAGGUGGCUUUCAGUAAUUGCGGACACAUGUUUUGCUGCGCCAAUGGUAAUGUGCUCCAAAUUUAUUCAACUGUUUCCUUCGAAUUGGUAUAUACGUUGAAAGGGCACAAUGGCAAGCAUAGAGACGGCACACGAGCAUACACGGUGGCGAGCGAUGGUUAUUUGCGUGAGAUUUGCGAUUCGACCAUCAUCAGACAAGUUAUCCCGCGUCAACCGCAGCACGUGGGUCUCCUUCCUGGUCAAAUGCCCCCUGCUCCGACCAUGGAUUGUAUGGCGAUGGCACGCAGCGAUCUUAUGUUAUUCGCAGCAGGCACCGGCGGAUCGGUGUUAUCCAUUCGAUUUCCGCUACAGGAAGCCAGUGGAGGUCAAUGUCUGGAAUACAAGCUCCACAAUCGUCCGAUAGUGAAGAUGCGUCUAUCAUACGACGAUCUCAAUCUGAUAACAGUGUGUGAUGACGGUUCGGUAGCGAUUUGGCGCGUUGGGAAUUGCGAGGGACGCACUGGAAAGCUAGACAAGGAUUUUCGUUAUUGCCAAGAGAUACUGAUGCCCAAAAUCGAAAUGCGCGAAAAAAUGGUCUUCAUCACGGGUUUAGAGAAACGGAUGCGGGAAAUCGAAAACGAGCACGCUUAUCAGAUGCGCCAGGGAGACGCUUUUCAUUCGGAGAAAAUGCGAGAAGUGCAUCGGGGCUAUUGCGACGCCAUCGAGGAACUCAAGGAGAAAAAUGAGCAACUCGAAAUGGACCACACUCAAGAAUUGAAUGCGAUUAAUUCCGAGAUCCAAAAAACUAAAGAAGAACACGACGCCGCGGUACAAGAAUUGGAAGUAGCUUUCAAUGAAAAAUUAAUUGUCGAAUAUGAUAAAUAUUCUCGUUUCGAAGAUCGAACGAAUCAAAUGCGAAAAGAUUACGAAGCCAAACUAAAAGAUUUGGCAGCUCAAAUGGAAGCAGCUCUUCAACAAGCCGGGGAAGACCAUAUGGCUCAAUUGGAAGACAAGAACCUUGUAAUCGAAGAGUUGCAAGCAGAAAUUCGUCAAAAAGAACGCGAAUGCCAAGAAGCCCAAAAUCAAACUCAAGACGAUGCUGAUAGAGAAUUAAUUGAUCUGAAAACGACUUACGAAACUAAAUUAAAGGCUGAAAGAGAUAAAGAGGUUACACUUCGUGGAGAUUUGGGAGCACUGAGAAAAAAAUACACGGCGACUCAAAAGGAAGUGGAACUUACCAGAGCGCAAGUUUUGAAUUUCCAAGCCGAAGUAGAAAAGUUCCAACAAAUCAUUUUGGGUCUAGAGCAGGACAUUCAAGAUAUGAAGAAAGAAAUUGGGGAACGCGAUGCUAUAAUUCAAGACAAAGAAAACAAUAUUGCCCUUCUAAAACGGAAAAAUCAAGAACUUGAUAAAUACAAAUUUGUACUAAACUACAAAAUUAAAGAACUCAAAAAUCAAAUUGAGCCUAAAGAGCGUGAGAUUCGAGAAAAGAAAGAACAGAUUACUGAGAUGGAAAUCGAACUCGAAGGCUUACAAAAAGCAAAUGCGGGAUUAGAUCUGAAACUAGUGGAAAUGACUGAAAAAGUGUCAGCAGCCGAAGCAGAGCUUGCAAAAGAACAACUAAAAGUCAGGCAAUCGAACAGAAUUUUAACAAAUGUGCGAAAUGAUUUGCACAAGGCGUCAGGAAUUUUACAAGAACCCGCCAAACUGCGCAACUGUAUUCGGAAAAUGUACCAUAAAUAUGAUGAUGAUACCGAUACAGCAAAGCUGCGCCCACAAGACAAAGAAGUCCAUGAAGAAUUUUCUCGUCAACGUAUGCACUUAGAAACUAUGAUUGCAAAUUUGCAGAGAAGACUAAAUGCGGGCAUCAAAUCAACAGGAAAAGAUGUUAUUAAAAUUAUGGAUGAAAAUGUACAAUUAAUAGCCGAAAUAAAUUUUUUGCGAAAGGAAUUAAAAGUAACCCAGCACCGUGCUGCUGAUCUAACUGCUUUAAUAGGAGCAUCAGGUAAGGCAGUCACACCCAAAGAAGCAAGAGACAGACUCGAAAAAGCUGUUACAGAAAAAGAAGCCAUUGAAAAAAGAUAUGAAGCAAAAAUGGUCAACAUAAAGAAACUAGUAGACAUUCUACGAGAUGAAAAUACAAGACUUUCAGAGAAGCUAAAUGAAAAACCCAUUCAAAUUGAAGAUGAUUAUACAAUUAAAGAAGAAAUUAAUGAAAUAUUCACCUUUAAAAGUUUAUUUGAUUAA
This is a messenger RNA of Ctenocephalides felis (cat flea), 4935 nucleotides long. RefSeq names its product cilia- and flagella-associated protein 57-like. The record is from RefSeq and is a predicted model, not a curated record. The transcript has 18 exons. NCBI's taxonomy places the organism in Eukaryota, Metazoa, Arthropoda, Insecta, Siphonaptera, Pulicidae. Gene Ontology annotation, molecular function: protein binding.